AGCUGCAGCUGACGGUGGCCGCCUCGCCUCCCAAGCACUUCCCAGCAGUCAUGGAAAAAACUUCUACAGAUGCAUUUCCUUCUACUAUGAAUUCUUCAGAAAAGCAAGAGACUGUAUGUAUUUUUGGAACUGGAGAUUUUGGAAGAUCACUGGCACUUAAAAUGCUCCAGUGUGAUUACUCUAUUGUUUUUGGAAGUAGAAACCCGCUAAGGUCCAGUUUGCUGCCCAACGGUGCAGAGGUCUUGAGCUAUUCAGAAGCAGCCCAGAAAUCAGACAUCAUAAUCUUAGCAGUCCACAGAGAGCAUUAUGAGUUUCUCAAGGAACUAACUGAGGUGCUCAAAGGAAAAAUAUUGGUUGACAUCAGCAACAACCUCAAAAUCAAUCAGUAUCCAGAAUCUAAUGCAGAGUACCUUGCUCAGUUGGUGCCAGGAGCCCACGUAGUCAAAGCAUUUAACACCAUCUCAGCCUGGGCUCUCCAGUCCGGAGCACUGGAUGCAAAUCGGCAGGUGUUUGUCUGCGGAAAUGAUAGCAAAGCCAAGCAAAGAGUGAUGGAUAUUGUUCGUACUCUUGGACUUACUCCACUGGAUCAAGGAUCUCUCAUGGCAGCCAAAGAAAUUGAAAACUACCCCCUGCAACUAUUUCCAAUGUGGAAGUUCCCCUUCUAUUUGUCUGCUAUUCUGUGUGUCUUCUUCUUUUUCUACUGUAUUAUAAGAGACAUAAUCUACCCUUAUGUUAAUGGCAAGAAAGAUAGCACAUUUCGCUUGGCUAUUUCCAUUCCAAAUCGUAUCUUUCCAAUAGCAGCACUUACAUUGCUUGCCUUGGUUUACCUCCCUGGUGUUAUUGCUGCAAUUCUGCAACUGUACCGAGGUACAAAAUACCGCCGAUUCCCAGACUGGCUUGACCACUGGAUGCUUUGCAGAAAGCAGCUUGGCUUAGUAGCACUGGGAUUUGCCUUCCUUCAUGUCCUCUACACACUUGUGAUUCCUAUUCGUUAUUAUGUACGAUGGACACUGAAAAACAGAACCAUUACCCAGGCAAAAGCCAAGACAGAAGAUCCAUUUAGCACCUCUACUGCCUGGCUUAAUGAUUCAUACAUAGCUUUGGGAAUCCUUGGAUUUUUCCUGUUUGUACUCUUGGGAAUCACUUCCUUGCCAUCAGUUAGCAACAUGGUCAACUGGAGAGAGUUCCGAUUUGUCCAGUCCAAACUGGGUUAUUUGACCUUGAUCUUGUGCACAGCCCACACCAUGGUGUAUGGCGGAAAGAGAUUCCUCAGUCCUUCGAGUCUCAGAUGGUAUCUUCCUUCAGCCUACGUGAUAGCGCUCAUCAUUCCCUGCACCGUGCUGGUGAUCAAGUUCAUCCUCAUCCUGCCAUGUAUAGACAAGACCCUUGCACGAAUCCGCCAGGGCUGGGAAAGGAACUCAAAACAGACAUCAAAUGGACAACAUUUGAAGCAAAGUUCAAUUUACCUGGACUCUCAACUAUAGUAUUGUAUAUUUAGGGAAGACUACAUAAUGGGCACAGUUAAGAAAGCAUUUUUCUCCCACCUUGGCCUGAAGUUUGUUAACAGAGAAGGAAAUGUUGCCUGACUUUGAGAAAUUGACAGAUAGGAAUAGAACACCAUUUAAUCUCAGGUUAGUGAUGAACCUAUGUAGGUUCCUGCCUCUCUUCUUCCCAGAGGCAGCAGGCUGAGGUCACACUGAGUUUUGUGGCUUCACACUAAAACAUUUUUUUGUUAUGGGCAACAUGCAUGACCUAAUGUCUUGCAAAAUCCAGGGGAAAUACAUGCAACUUCCUUCUCUGGUUCAAGGGCUGAGUGCAAUGAAAAAGAAAACAGUAAGAUGGUGGCCACUGAUAAAGUCUUUCUGAGGUAUGUCUGAAAAAGGGGGACAAAUGAAGUAAAAGGAAUGAAAAUUUUUCUUACUGUUCUUUUUAAAUGAAGGAGAUCCUAAGUAUCGCCAUAGUGAAUUCUAUAGUUAAAUGUGCUCUUUGAUUUUGCUUUUGCCAACAUGGAUGUGUACUGUGGAGAACUAUUUUAUAACACAACAAAAAUAUCACCAUUGAUGGGAAGUAACCAUGGGUUGAAUACAUGCAAAUCUAUUACCAUUGUCAUAAGAUUCUUCCUCUACAAGGAAUACGUGUAGGGAAGAUUGAGUUCAAAUUGAGAGAUAUCCACUGGAUUUUUUCAAUAUAUAAUAAGCAAGGAAGGGUUGAUAAAAGCCCUUGCACAAUAAGGUGAAAUAAGCCAGAAUUUUAGAUAGCAAGCUAAAUAAAUUUUGGAAAGUUGCACUACACAAGGUUUGUAUGAUUAAGGUAUUAUGGUAUGCUUUGUGAAUAGUAUAUUCCAAAUAUUGUUCAAUACUAAUCAUUUACGAAGUGGAUUUCUAGUAUAAAAAAGUAGCUUCUAUAAUUUUUCAGAGCUUAUUUUAAUUUUAAGCAGUGAAAUUAAAUGAAUAAUGAAAGUAUAAGUUUGACCAAGGCAUAGAUGAGAGAGAAUUAUGUAAAAUCUUAGGUAGAAAGGUGUGAACAGUAGCUGAAAUAUGAGACAUGCUUCUUUCUCAAAUCUUUGCUGGAAUGCAGGAUGGUUUUCUCUGUUUUUCCUGUGCUGAUAUUGCCAUUAGCCUUCCUGGCUCAUGCAUGGAGCUGAAAGAGCCUCGUGCACCCUCUUCCCACAAACUGAAAUAACCAAAAGGCCUUGAGACUGACAUUUUUCUGCCUGCUCUAUAAAGGCCAUCUAUUUUUCUUUUUUUUUUAACCUUUAUUAUCAUAUAUUCUAUGUGAUACAAAAUGAUUAAAAUA
Molecule: messenger RNA, 2796 nt
Organism: Neomonachus schauinslandi (Hawaiian monk seal)
Lineage: Eukaryota; Metazoa; Chordata; Mammalia; Carnivora; Phocidae
Gene: STEAP4
Product: STEAP4 metalloreductase
Exons: 5
Coding region: 51-1484 (477 amino acids)
Biological process (GO): copper ion import
Cellular component (GO): plasma membrane; endosome
Molecular function (GO): cupric reductase (NADH) activity; ferric-chelate reductase (NADPH) activity
Source: RefSeq, a predicted model, not a curated record